This is a messenger RNA of Orbilia oligospora ATCC 24927, 1011 nucleotides long. RefSeq lists its product as uncharacterized. Gene Ontology annotation, biological process: protein catabolic process in the vacuole; negative regulation of gluconeogenesis; proteasome-mediated ubiquitin-dependent protein catabolic process. Gene Ontology annotation, cellular component: GID complex; extrinsic component of membrane. The coding region runs from base 1 to 1011 and encodes 336 amino acids. The record is from RefSeq and is a predicted model, not a curated record. The transcript is spliced from 3 exons. NCBI's taxonomy places the organism in Eukaryota, Fungi, Ascomycota, Orbiliomycetes, Orbiliales, Orbiliaceae.
AUGGCGACAACCGGUCCCGCCCGCUCCUCUGCCGCAGAACAGUUGCGACAAGGCCUAGAAAUCGACGUCGGUGGACUAGACAACAUCAACAGCAGAUUCACCAGUGCUCUAAUAUCCCACCCUCACGACGCCUGUCUAUCCGACAUUAAUAUUAAUUCAAACUCUCGGAAGGAUCCUACAAGCGCCAGCAGUGGUAACAGCAGCAGCGGUAGCGGCGGCGGCGGCGGCCAUAUCAACGUAUCGUCGUCAAGUGACUCGUUCGCCGACCUGAACGAAUCGCUUGCCUCAACCUCAACCUCGGACAUAAAAUCUCCCACUUCGAAACCAUCAAACAACCGCAGCCUACCCGGAAGCCCUUACUCCAUGACCGACUCAUUUGCUCCAUCGUCGGCUGGUUUGCCGUCGUCGUCAGCAGCUUCAUACUCCAAUAUUCGGCUUACACCAUACUCAACUUCAUCGUUCUUACGGCCCGGCUCCCGCUUCGAAGGCACCCAGCAAUCCGAUAAACAAACAUAUACCGUUCAUGUUGAAAUCAAACAUGUCGACAUGCGAGAGUCCUUCCUGUGUGGUUACUUGUGUAUUCAAGGUCUAACACAGGAUAACCCUACAUUGACUACCUAUUUUGAAGGCGAACUCAUCGGCAGCAAAUACGCCUUUAAAACAAAGAACAAAAACUGGGGUGCUUCCGAAAAGAUUGACCUCCAACAUUGGGGCAGAUUUCCUGCCUAUCGUCCGUACACCAAAUCUUCAAAGUCCAAAGAGAGCCAUACCAAGGAUUUCGGCGAGCAGGAGCAUAUUUUCAUGAGGUGGAAGGAGUAUUUCCUUGUGCCGAACCACAGAGUUAAGGAGCUUACUGGUGCAAGCUUUGAUGGUUUCUACUACAUCUGCUUCAGCCAGGUCACCGGCGAUGUUUCGGGUAUUUACUUUCACUCUAAUAGUGAGAAAUGGCAGCAACUGGAACUGAAGCAUGUCCCUGAUCAUGGUAUAUACGGGUCAAUUGAGUUCAGAUGA